Molecule: messenger RNA, 528 nt
Organism: Lasiodiplodia theobromae
Lineage: Eukaryota; Fungi; Ascomycota; Dothideomycetes; Botryosphaeriales; Botryosphaeriaceae
Product: Cell wall protein
Exons: 2
Coding region: 1-528 (175 amino acids)
Source: RefSeq, a predicted model, not a curated record
AUGUUCACCAAGACUGCCGUCGCUAUCCUCGCCGCCGCUGGCGCUGCCUCCGCUGCUGCCGACACCUACUUCGGCGGUAUUGCCAUCCACUCUGGCUCUGCCAUCCAGAACUCUGGCGUCUCUGCUGGCCUGAACAGCCUCUGGCUCGGCCGCACCCAGGACGCUUCUUGCGACUCCGAGACCAACUUCGCCACCUUCUACAUCCAGGACGGUGCUGCCUUCCUCUACGCCGCCAGCGCUACUCCCCAGCAGCUCUACGUCGACCGCUCCGGCAUGGGCCGUGGCAAGAUCGGCUACACCACCGGUGCUGAGCCCACCCCCAAGAACGCCGAGCGUACCGGCUUCGCCGUCAACGAGAGCGGCCACCUCACCUUCGAUGGCACCGACGGCUUCUACGCCUGCCCCAGCACCGAUGGCAGCUACGGCAUCUGGCAGCAGCAGUUCUCCGAGGACUGCAUCGCCUUCGCCUUCAGUGCCCAGUACACUGAGACCCCCAUCAGCUGCUCCUACUCCCAGCAGGGCCAGUAA